CCGUAUCCUGCAAGACUGAGUUCAAAUAUAUUAAAGGGACAAUUGAAAGAGGAAAGGAGAAGAAAAAGAGGAGGAAAGAAAGAAAAGGGAAAGGGAACAGCCGGAUAUGGCAAAUGGUAACCGUUCAAAUUCAUCUUCAAACUCCCUUAGAGAAUUUUCUGACGAUUUCCGCAUUGGAACGGCCACAUUCACCAUUGUUCUCAUCUUGGCUACAGUAUUUGGAAACGGUCUCGUUGUUGUCGCCUUUUCACGCUUUGCACGCAUCCGUACAGUGACAAACUACUUCGUCGUGUCGUUAGCGUGCUCUGAUCUCUGUGUGGCGCUAUUCUCUAUUCCUGUAUGGGUGGCAUAUCUCCUGACAGGACCCGUGUGGGUAUUUGGCGCAGAUUUGUCACGUGUUUGGACCAUGGUGGACAUCUUGAUAGGUACCGCGUCCAUCAUGAAUUUAAUGGCGAUCAGUUUUGAUCGGGUUCUUUCCAUCAUGACUACAAUGCGUUAUUCUGUCAUCAUGACUCCCCGGAGAGCGAUUUUUAUCAUUUGCUGCGUUUGGAUCUAUUCUUCGUGCAUGGCCACUGCGAGCUUUUUUCUGUUCGCCAAGCGCAUUUUCAACCUCGUUGCCACGAUCAUGUGCUUCUGCGUUCCAUUGCUGGUGAUAAUCACUGCAUACUCAAUUAUACUGAAAGUGGCGCUAUAUCACGUGAAACAAAUACACGCAACAACGCCUGCGCAGUACCCAAGGAGUCAUUGCAACUUUUUAAGGGAGCUCAAAGCAGCCAAGACUUUGGGAGUUGUUGUUGGCGCGUUUGUGGUAUGUUGGCUGCCAUUUGUUGUGAUAAACAUCAUUUACAGUUUAUGCGAGCAACAACACUGUCUUCUGGUUAAUCCACAAGUCAUAUUGGUGACCAAGUGGAUGCAUUAUGGUAAUUCAAUGAUAAAUCCCAUUAUAUACACUGCCAUGAACAAUGACUUUCGGAAAGCUUUCAAGACUUUAAUUUUUGCAUCAGAUGCUACCCUUGAGGAUGAAAUACCGUAGUUACUCACAAAAAUCGAACAAACUGAGACGAGGAAAAAAAACAGUGGCCAACAGGAAGAAAUUAUCUAUUAAAGCUCUGCCCAAUCUAAAAACUUGCCCAAAAUUGUGUUAAAAAAAUAGAAAACGAACUUCGUAUUGCUACGCUGGGUGUGAAAAAUUCACCAUAGUUUCAAAACGUCCACCAGUCCCCCUUUAUUGGAAAUUUAAUUCGCACACGUCAGACUGACAUUUUCAAUUUGAAACCGCUGACAAUGUACGGCACAACAACCAAGGGCCCGCGUGUGAUAACCUAAGUGCAAAAAGUGUAUGAGCCCCGCCCGAGAAAGUAGGCUAAUUUGUGCGCAAACAUCUUUUUCUGCUAUUCUGGUUAAUGUUCGAUCUGAAAGGAAUGCAUGUACGGGUUGAUAAGUUAAAACAGCAGCGUAAAAGCGUCUUGAUUUGAAGCGAUUGAUUCAUCAUCUAUCUUACGUGUUGAUGUUUUCAAGAAAAAUUUUGGGAUGUCACGUAACGCUCCGCGCCACAACGCUU
Pocillopora verrucosa is the source of this 1561-nucleotide messenger RNA. Its product is annotated as beta-2 adrenergic receptor-like. NCBI's taxonomy places the organism in Eukaryota, Metazoa, Cnidaria, Anthozoa, Scleractinia, Pocilloporidae. The record is from RefSeq and is a predicted model, not a curated record. Gene Ontology annotation, biological process: chemical synaptic transmission; G protein-coupled receptor signaling pathway, coupled to cyclic nucleotide second messenger. Gene Ontology annotation, molecular function: G protein-coupled serotonin receptor activity; neurotransmitter receptor activity. Gene Ontology annotation, cellular component: dendrite; plasma membrane.